Molecule: messenger RNA, 846 nt
Organism: Cladophialophora carrionii CBS 160.54
Lineage: Eukaryota; Fungi; Ascomycota; Eurotiomycetes; Chaetothyriales; Herpotrichiellaceae
Exons: 1
Coding region: 1-846 (281 amino acids)
Molecular function (GO): methyltransferase activity
Source: RefSeq, a predicted model, not a curated record
AUGAGCUCAGAACCAUCAGAACCCAUUUCAAAAGCCUCAGCCUCGUCCGGCUACACCCAGGGACACAGCGCCGCAGUCAUUGCCUCACAUGCAUCCCGAACCGUCCAUAACUCUGCUGCCUUCCUCCUCCCUCAUCUCAAGCCCGACUUCACAGUGUUGGAUCUCGGGUGCGGCCCUGGCACAAUCACACGCGGCUUCUGCUCCUACGUCCCCCAGGGCAAGGUCAUCGGGAUCGAUGCAGCAGAGUCAGUCAUCGAACAAGCAUUGUCCUCCGCAUCUACGACCGAGUAUCCGAACCUCUCGUUCCAAGUAGGAGACAUCACGGCUCAACUACCAUUCAAAGAUGGAUCCAUCGACGUCGUCUACACGAGCCAGACCAUCCUCCACUUACCGGCCCCCGUCGCCGUCAUGAAGGAAGCGCACCGUGUCUUGAAGCCAGGCGGCAUGUUGGCCAUGCGUGAAACCGAUUCUAUGGUCUGGCAUCCUAGUAGCGCUGGCACGGAAGCGUACUGUGUAGCUCUGGGCAAGGCCGUCCCGCCUGGUGCCCAGGGGUCCGGUACUGGACGUCGGCUUCAUGUCUGGGCGAAAGAGGCCGGCUUCUCUGCGGCAAAGAUGCAAGUCGGUACCGGCGGGAUGUGUUAUGCCGCGCCGGACUUGUCGAGAUGGUGGGCGGAUGUUCACGUCCAAAGGCUGCGUGGUGAGGUGGGGAAGAAGUGGUUGGAGGAUCUCAAGCUCGUGCGCGACCAGAACGAGAUUGACGGAAUGAUUGCCGGUCUCAAGGCCUGGGGGGACAAUGAGCAAGCCUGGUAUGCUGCCUUUCAAGGUGAAGUGAUUUGCUGGAAGUGA